Messenger RNA from Danaus chrysippus (African queen), 1377 nucleotides. The record is from the annotation of a GenBank genome assembly. NCBI's taxonomy places the organism in Eukaryota, Metazoa, Arthropoda, Insecta, Lepidoptera, Nymphalidae.
AUGAUCUAUGCUUGGUCCCACAGACCGUACUACAUGAACAACGGGUCUGACAACGCGUCCAUGCCGUACGUGAACGGUAACUACGACGUGUUGUACGAGUUCAUCCACAGUCAGAACCAGUGGGUACAAUACGGAGACCGCGUGUGGGUCAACCACAUCGACUACGUCACACAAUGCACCUCAUUCAGCUACUCUGAUAUAGAGAUCACUGACUGCGAACAGAAGAACGCGUUUAUAUGCGAAAUUGACCCGAAAAUCUCAAUCGAUCCUCUAUCAUGGCGCGGGGACGCGCUGGUAGUAUCGUUCGUGUGUGUGUUAGGAGCGGCCUUACUACUUGUUGCACUCGCUCUUGUAGCUUGGUACUACAAAUCUAAACAUCGACAUGUUCAACGACUCGAGAGACGAAACUCUAUCAGGCAGUCGCUGCAUUCAGUGAGAUCCAUCGGCAGCAUUAAUGGAGGCUUCCCAGAUACUACAUAUCGAAGGAAAAUGGUUCAAAUGAGCACUCGUUCAACGGACACACUAACAAAAGGCUCGGAUUACAAGAAGAUGCUCGCUUCAACCACAUCCAUGGAAUCUAUGGAGAAGAGUCAGUUCAACUCCUCGCUUGAAGACACACAGAGCUUCGAUAUAUAUGAAGCUCACAACCCUAACAACAUUAUACAGUUAAAACACAGCACCUUUAAUAGGAAACCUGCCUCACCCGAAUACAGUGUACCACAGAAUAGGCCAUACAACCUAGCUUACAAGAACGAAGGGUAUAAAGAAAACUCAGCUAGUUUAGCACCUUCUAUGAACACUGUGGCUACAGAGGAAUUACCUAUAAUACAUCACCCAGGAGGAAUCACAUCACAUGAUGAUGAUACACUAUCACCUACAAGUCCUUCACAAUAUUUCAAUUCAGAUACAUUACCAUUAACCGGAGAUAACUCAGAUGACCCAAUAUUCAUGAAGAGGGAACUUGAAAAAGAAGGGAAAAUCUAUGGACCCUAUGGGGCUCGGGAUCAUGGCGGUCAACCCAAGCUAUCAUUCCUAAUGGAAUUGAGAUCUAAGCUGCCAGAACAACCUCAAGCUAUACCAGCUACAACCUUUGGACACAGACGAGAUGAGCCUCAAUAUUAUGAUGACAGACUACCCAGUCCACAGCCGCCUGGCUAUCAAACAGAUUAUCCAACUAACUAUGACUAUGAAACAAGUUAUCCUGAAAGCUAUCAAGCCAGCGCCACUUCAUCACCAGACCUUCAUCCAUCAGAUCUAUACACUAGAUCGAGAUCGGAAGCACUUUUAGAAACAAACUUCGAUUUCGAAGACUCACAAAAUUCUCAACUCUCCGAAGCAAAUAGAGCGCACAGCCAACCUUUAGAAACUGCCAUGUAA